Molecule: messenger RNA, 320 nt
Organism: Caenorhabditis sp. 36 PRJEB53466
Lineage: Eukaryota; Metazoa; Nematoda; Chromadorea; Rhabditida; Rhabditidae
Source: the annotation of a GenBank genome assembly
AUGUCGGAAGAGAAGAUCGAAGUGAAGGAGACGGAUAUGGAGGACUCGCAGAGGGACAUGGUCAUCGGCACCGUCCGUGAAGCACAACGUCUCUACAACAUCGACAAGGAUGUCGCCGCUUUUGUGAAAGAGGAAUUGGAUAAGAAGUUCGGAGCCACGUGGCACGUCAUCUGCGGAAAGUGCUUCGGAAGUCGAGUCAGCUACGAAAUGGGACACUUCAUCCUUCUCAAGUGCAACAAGGUGAGCCAUCCACAAGGAGGAAAGUUGAGAACAUAUGAUUGUUGCAGGUAAAUGUGAUGAUCUACAAGUGCGGAUAUUAG